Kockovaella imperatae is the source of this 1042-nucleotide messenger RNA. RefSeq lists its product as hypothetical. The transcript is spliced from 2 exons. Bases 223 to 777 code for a protein of 184 amino acids. NCBI's taxonomy places the organism in Eukaryota, Fungi, Basidiomycota, Tremellomycetes, Tremellales, Cuniculitremaceae. The record is from RefSeq and is a predicted model, not a curated record.
ACCCACAUCCUCCGUUGUACCUCGACCAUCUGCUGUUCAUCCAGUCUCUGAGCCUCAUCUUGCCGCUUGGAUCUCAAGUCUCGUGAUUGACUCUGCCUACGAGAGUCCGUUGCAGAUACAAUCCUGGAUGACCUGUGUCAUCUUUCCUUCAUCCAGUCUGCCGCCACCUCAGUGCAUGAUCAAACCCCCCGGACCGGUCACCACUGCUCAAUUCCCUGCACCAUGGCCAUCACUGCGAGCUAUGGCGCGCCUCCACGAUCCAUGCCUAUGCGAUCAAAUUCUCGCCCUCGAUCAGUGAGCAUGGCAGAUUAUACACCCCUCUAUAUCGAUCGAGAGGCAUUGUCCUCGGCAUACCACGCUGCCAUUUCUACAACCCCAUCUUCAACUUCUGGGUACACUCAAUCAUCUCAAAACUACUCAGCUCCGCCUUCAACAUACUCUGGUACGUCUUACGAAACACCAGGACCUUCUUCCCCCUCUACACUGUCACAUCACCUGAAACCUGGAGAUAAUCCUCAUCUCGUGUUCGACAAGUCGGAUCCAUCCUAUGUCAAUCAAGCGGGUGUCGGAGCGGGCCAUUCGUUGACGCCUGGAGCGCUUCCUUUCAAUGCAUAUCCUUCUCCGGCAUCUGGUGCUCUCCCCGUGUCCGCGGGCGGCAAUGGCACGAGUCUUGAUCCUGUUCCCCCAACACCUCCGCGUGAGGCGCGGACAGAGCAUGUCGGAUGUACACGAUUUCCAAAGCCCAGGCAUGGCAUACGAGGCUGUCCCAGAGGGUAAUUGGCAUCGGGAUCAGCGAAAUCUACCACGCGUUCCAACAAAUGUUCCUCCACCGGUGAGUCGGUCUGGAAAGAGCAUGGCUUCAAAUUAUGUUCCCCUCGGCUUCAUGAUCGCCUCAUGACUGCCCUCCCGUGAUAGGCACAUACUCGCCCUGUGUCUCAUUCAGCCUCACAGUCGUGACCUGUCGUCGCUGCCCGUCGCAGUCUGCUUCUCUCGCUGCUCAAUCGCUGACCAUGAUAUCAGGAAUUGCCUCCAUGGGAGUACG